This is a messenger RNA of Prunus dulcis (almond), 923 nucleotides long. Its product is annotated as nuclear transcription factor Y subunit B-3. Gene Ontology annotation, cellular component: CCAAT-binding factor complex. The record is from RefSeq and is a predicted model, not a curated record. Lineage: Eukaryota; Viridiplantae; Streptophyta; Magnoliopsida; Rosales; Rosaceae. The coding region runs from base 116 to 649 and encodes 177 amino acids. Gene Ontology annotation, molecular function: protein heterodimerization activity; DNA-binding transcription activator activity, RNA polymerase II-specific; RNA polymerase II cis-regulatory region sequence-specific DNA binding. Gene Ontology annotation, biological process: regulation of transcription by RNA polymerase II. The transcript has a single exon.
UCCAACCCCUCCAAGAGGAGGGCAGAGCAUUAGCAAAAUUGAAUUUAGCGUAAAAAACUUCCUUUGCUAUAACUCUGAAUACAUCUAGAAUUCACAUUCAUUAAUUCAUUUUUAAAUGAAUCAGUUACUGUUUUCAAUUGAAAAACCCUUCCCUAUAUCAUAUAGAUAUAUAUCGCUGACUCGGACAACGACUCGGGAGCACGAGGAGGAGGAGGAGAAACGAAUUACACAAGAUCUUCAUGAAUCAUCAUCCUCAGCGAGAGACCACGACAGGUUUUUACCGAUUGCAAACGUGAGCAGGAUGAUGAAGAAAGGUUUGCCAGGCAACGCCAAGAUUUCAAAAGACGCUAAAGAGACGGUGCAGGAGUGUGUCUCAGAGUUCAUCAGCUUCAUCACGGGAGAGGCCUCAGGUAAGUGCCGGAGAGAGAAGAGGAAGACAAUCAACGGUGACGAUCUAUUGUGGGCCAUGACGACGCUGGGUUUUAAGGAAUACGUGGAGCCUCUCAAGAUUUAUUUGCACAAGUUCAGAGAGAUGGAGAGUGAGAAGACUGCUGGAACAGGAAUGGCUAGGCAGCUGCAGUACGCUGAUCAUCAUCCUCGUGAAUAUCAUGAUCAAAGGCAGAGAGAGCAGUUGCAGCACCUGGGAUGAACAUGUAUGGUGGGAUGAUGAUGGGUCAUCAACGUCAUCAUCAAAGUCAAGGGCAUCUUCCUUAUCUUUAUGGAUCUGGUAGUGGACCCUCUAGUCUAUUAAGGCAUGGAGACCAAGGUAGGGUUUGACUGUUUGGAUAUCCAUACUAUAUAGUAUUAGCUAACUGUGCGUUUUCUUGUUCCCCGAUUCUAUAUGUGUACUGCGUGCGGAUAAGGUUGGUCUAUUGCUUCUUAUUAAUUUGCGUCUGAAAUAUAAAUAUUAAUGGAUUAUAUGA